AUGGCAGUUCCAAAAGCUCACUACUCUCUAGCCAUCCUUGUCAUUCUCUUUGUCGUUUCAAAUUGCCAAAAUGCCUGCAAUCCAGAAUGCAAGGCUAAAGAACCCUUCAACUGCGAUAAUUCUCUUACCUUCAACCGAACUGGAUUUCCAAAGAACUUUACUUUCGGUGCAGCUACUUCCGCGUACCAGAUUGAGGGUGCUGCACAUAGAGCCCUUAAUGGAUGGGACUACUACACUCAUAGAUAUCCAGAAAGGGUUCCAGAUCGCAGCUCCGGAGACGUUGCUUGUGAUUCGUAUGAUCUUUACAAGGAGGAUGUCAAAUUACUGAAAAGAUUGAAAGUUCAAGCAUACCGACUCUCCAUAGCCUGGUCAAGGGUCUUACCAAAGGGAAGACUGACUGGAGGAGUGGACGAGAACGGGAUAGCAUACUACAACAAUCUCAUUAACGAGUUAAAAGCUAAUGGCAUAGAGCCAUUUGUGACUAUAUUUCAUUGGGAUGUUCCCCAAACUCUAGAAGACGAGUACGGAGGCUUCUUAAGCCCGCGUAUAGUAGAGGACUUCAAGAACUAUGCGGAGCUUCUAUUCCAAAGAUUCGGAGACAGAGUCAAGUUUUGGAUCACUCUAAACCAGCCUUACUCUCUCUCAUCCAAAGGUUAUGGAGAUGGAUCAUAUCCACCGGGAAGGUGCACUGGCUGUGAAUUUGGAGGUGAUUCUGGAACCGAACCUUAUAUAGUCACGCAUCACCAACUUCUAGCCCAUGCAGAAGCUGUAUCUUUAUACCGAAAAAGAUAUCAGAAAUUUCAAGGUGGUAAGAUAGGAACGACCUUGAUCGGGAGAUGGUUUGCCCCGCUAAACGAAACUAGCGAUCUCGACCAGGCUGCUGCAAGACGAGCAUUCCAAUUCUUCGUUGGAUGGUUCUUGGAUCCAUUGGUGUACGGAGAAUAUCCAACGAUAAUGAGAGAACUCGUUGGAGACAGAUUGCCAAAAUUCACACCGCAAGAAUCAGAUUUAGUUAAGGGAUCACUUGAUUUUCUAGGGCUGAACUAUUAUGUUACACAAUAUGCAAGCGACGCAUCUCCUCCUCCUCAGACACACCCUAGCGUCUUAACCGAUCCACGAGUUACUCUUGGAUAUUAUCGCAAUGGAGUACCUAUCGGUGUUGAGUCUCCAAGCUUUGUCUACUAUCCUCCAGGGUUUCGUCAGAUUCUAAAUCAUAUCAAAGACAACUACCAAAACCCACUUACCUACAUCACCGAAAACGGAGUUGCUGAUUAUGGAAACUUAACGGUAUCAAAUGCUCUUGCCGAUAACGGACGAAUUCAAAAUCAUUGCAGCCAUCUUUCAUGUCUCAAAUGCUCCAUCGAGGAUGGUUGCAACGUAGCAGGUUAUUUUGCUUGGUCAUUGAUGGACAAUUAUGAAUUUGGAAAUGGUUACACUCUCCGGUUUGGUAUGAAUUGGGUCAAUUUCACUAAUCCUGCUGAUCGAAGAGAAAAAGAUUCUGGGAAAUGGUAUUCUAGGUUCGUCGCAAAAUAAGGGGAAUUGAUAGACAAAAAUCAACCCCAUAUGUAUCCAACCUUUAAUCCACUAAGUACUGGACAAUAUAAAUUAUGUUCUUCAACUUAUAAAAGCUUAUGUGCUGUGUGUUGUUAAUAAUGUUGUAAUAAUUGGACCUUAACUCUUGGCCAAAUCAUAAAUAUAUAAAAACAUUUAUAUGACGUGCGUUGUACUUAUAGCUUGUACUUUGUUUUAUUUACCUUUCCCAAGCAUAACAUCUCAUCAUCUAGGACAUGCAUGCUCUCUUUUUUUGUUUUGGUAAAAACUACGAGAUGCUCUUAUUUGAUCAUUACCACUUUUUUUUAACAAAAUAGCCAAACCAAGGAUAUGCUGUCUAAUUUAAGUGCCAAAUCAUAUCAUUUUGUGUUAUUUUACUCCUCUCGUUUAUUUUCAAUUUCUAGAAAAUGUUAUUUUACCCGACCACAGAAACGCCACACAUAGCUUCUCUAUUAUUUCCAGACAUGAAAUAUGGAGGUGAAACAGUGUACCAAAAUUUUGUCAUGCUAAUAAUAAUUGAUUGUAUAAGAUGCAUCCGUCCUGAAAUACUAGCGACUAGUAAGUUUCUUCAUGCUUCUUAUUGCAAUUGGGAGUCCUAAAUAUCUGAGCGGGAGUUAGUCAAUAAGAAUUUCAAGUGAGGUUGCUAUUUCUGGCAUGAAGAUCAUUAUGUGUCUUCCCAGCCAUGUGUAUAAAAUAUUUUAUUCAUGCUUAUGGCUAAAUUAACCCCAAACACUUGUGAAGAAACAUUUUCAAAGAGAAGACGGCAUCCUUCUAUGAGGCAGUCUAAUUGUUUAAAACUUUCAUUUAUAUAUAUAUGUGUAUAUAUAAAUGUUUUUUUAUAGAUUUCAGCCGACCAAAUUAAUGAACUUUCAUUUCACCUAUUCAAACUAAUACAUAUAUAUUAUAUGUGGUAUAUCAUAUGAGAAUUUAUUAUAACAUAUAUUGUGCAAAUUAUUCUUAUAGCACAUUAGUUUAAAUAAUAAGUAAAAUUAUCUAAAAUUUAUUCAACCUAUUUAUACGUGAUAUUAAGUUUUAAAGCUAUUUUGAAUACACUAUUGAUUUUAGCUUAUAUCAAAUCAAUAAUUUACUCAAUUAUUUAUCAUUCGACUGCUAUGUAUAUGCAAAAACAAUAGUUAUUAAAUAUUGUGUUCCAAAAAAAAGACGAUUAAAUAUAAACCUGAACAAUUUUUUUCCUAAUGUAAUUGUAUACCUUGAUCGAUGAUUAAAAUAGAUGGUGCAAAAUUUUGAAAUUUACUUUCAAAAUAAUCAAAAUUAAGUUUACAUUUGAAUUAACUUAUUCCUAUUGAAACUUACUUUAAAACAAAACUAACUUCAACAUAAUACGAGCAAUAAACUUGAUUUAGGUAUUUAUUUACUAUAAAACCAGAAUAUCAUGUUCGUAGAUGUUAUAAUAAUAGUUAAACGUUAAUUAUACUAAUACAGUCCCUUAGAAUAGGGUUUGAAGUUUUGUAUUCGACAAAUCAUAUUUUGCUUAGGAAACAAAGAUUGGGGCAUUAAUUAUGAGUAGUAUACAUUACACUAACGUAACCUGAAUCAGAACUUCGUUAAGAAAUCUUGUAAAUCGAAUUGCACAAUAGAUGAUACGUAGUCUUAGAUCCGAUUAAAAAAUUACAAUAUUAACUAUAGCUAAGAAACAUAUAUUCUGAAGCAUAUAUCUACAGGUACAUAUCUUGUGGAGCUCUGUAUGCGUAUUAUACACAUAAGGGAAAUAUGAUGAGCAUGCCGUAGAACUCCAUUAGUUAUCUAUUUGUUUAUUAGGGAUAUGUUAUUAUUUUUAUUAGAAAACAAGACAGCGUGAGGUGGAGACAUGCAUGCAAGAUCAAAUUGAAGUCAUAUAUAUUUACGUAACAAGUUUACUUGAACCCCAUGCAAGUCCCAUGCACUCAAACCCUUCUAUAUAAACCCCUCCAAGUUCAUCAUCCAGUCAUAAUCAAAUUAGCCAUUACACAAACUACAAAGUCUCUCAACCAUGGCAGUUCCAAAAGCUCACUACUCUCUAGCCAUCCUUGUCAUUCUCUUUGUCGUUUCAAAUUGCCAAAAUGCCUGCAAUCCAGAAUGCAAGGCUAAAGAACCCUUCAACUGCGAUAAUUCUCUUACCUUCAACCGAACUGGAUUUCCAAAGAACUUUACUUUCGGUGCAGCUACUUCCGCGUACCAGGUAUAAAUUUAUAUAUCUUCCUCAUGACCGUUCUUGGGCAUACUGUUUUCUUAUUUUUGUAGAUAAAAGAAUAUUUUCAAAAAGAAAAAAAAAUUUCCAAUACAAUCGCUUUUUAUUUGUUCAACCAGAUUGAGGGUGCUGCACAUAGAGCCCUUAAUGGAUGGGACUACUACACUCAUAGAUAUCCAGGUUAUAAACCAAUUAAUUACCCUAUUGAUCAACAUUCAUUUGGACAUAUGGGAGAGUGUAUAUAUAAAUAUUAGAAAGACUGGACAUGCUCACAUUUUUCUGUUUGUUAUGGUACAGAAAGGGUUCCAGAUCGCAGCUCCGGAGACGUUGCUUGUGAUUCGUAUGAUCUUUACAAGGUGAGAGGCUAUAUAUCUGUGUAUACAUAUAGGAGACAGUUGUUCCAAUUUGGAAAUAUUAUUUAACUCUGGAAAAAUUCAUAUAUAAUUUGAACAGGAGGAUGUCAAAUUACUGAAAAGAUUGAAAGUUCAAGCAUACCGACUCUCCAUAGCCUGGUCAAGGGUCUUACCAAGUAAAUACAGAAACACAAACAUACGUCGCUUUUUCAGUCAUGAAUUUAUAUAAUUGGCAAAAUUAAGAGUUUUACGUUCUAUAUAUAUUUGACUCGUGAAAUUUGUGAUUAUAAAUUUUAGAGGGAAGACUGACUGAAGGAGUGGACGAGAACGGGAUAGCAUACUACAACAAUCUCAUUAACGAGUUAAAAGCUAAUGGUAAAUUGAAAAUAUAAAUACUACUCAAUCAUUUGAUUAUAUCUGUGGUAUAUAUGGACGUUUAACUAACUUUCGUACGUGAUUACAGGCAUAGAGCCAUUUGUGACUAUAUUUCAUUGGGAUGUUCCCCAAACUCUAGAAGACGAGUACGGAGGCUUCUUAAGCCCGCGUAUAGUGUAAGUGCAAUAACUAGUUUUUCUUCUUCCAAACUUGUCUUUCUUUCACUUAAUUAGGUUCUAUAUAUAUGUACAUUGCAUGAUCAGAUCUAUCUAUAAUUUAAUAUGUAUGAUACAUGGACAGAGAGGACUUCAAGAACUAUGCGGAGCUUCUAUUCCAAAGAUUCGGAGACAGAGUCAAGUUUUGGAUCACUCUAAACCAGCCUUACUCUCUCUCAUCCAAAGGUUAUGGAGAUGGAUCAUAUCCACCGGGAAGGUGCACUGGCUGUGAAUUUGGAGGUGAUUCUGGAACCGAACCUUAUAUAGUCACGCAUCACCAACUUCUAGCCCAUGCAGAAGCUGUAUCUUUAUACCGAAAAAGAUAUCAGGUUCAUCUAAAAUAAAUCUAUUAUGAAUCUCUUUUUAUUUUCCUUGAUUAGUUCAAUUUUUUUUGUGUGGUAUAUUCUUAUUCUAUAAUCUUAAAAAUAUUAUGCAGAAAUUUCAAGGUGGUAAGAUAGGAACGACCUUGAUCGGGAGAUGGUUUGCCCCGCUAAACGAAACUAGCGAUCUCGACCAGGCUGCUGCAAGACGAGCAUUCCAAUUCUUCGUUGGAUGGUACGUAUAUAUAUUCUCAAUGAAUUGACUCUCAAGACGCACACAUAUGUAGCAACUUAAAGCCUCUGUCACGAUCAUAUAGACUUUUAAAAAUAUUGCAUCACUAAGUUACAAAAUUUCUUCUUGCAUAUAUGAAGGUUCUUGGAUCCAUUGGUGUACGGAGAAUAUCCAACGAUAAUGAGAGAACUCGUUGGAGACAGAUUGCCAAAAUUCACACCGCAAGAAUCAGAUUUAGUUAAGGGAUCACUUGAUUUUCUAGGGCUGAACUAUUAUGUUACACAAUAUGCAAGCGACGCAUCUCCUCCUCCUCAGACACACCCUAGCGUCUUAACCGAUCCACGAGUUACUCUUGGAUGUAUGUGAAACCUUUUUCGUAUUUAGUUUUAUACAUAUGUUUCGGUUCAUAGAUCAAUCAUUAUUCUCUUAUUGUGUUUCAGAUUAUCGCAAUGGAGUACCUAUCGGUGUUGAGGCUAGUAUCAUUUUUAAUUCGGAAUAACAUGUUUAUAUAUAUGUAUCUACUUUAAGAGAUUGCCACAUUUAUAUAGUAACUAAUGAGUCUCUCCUUUUUUGCUUUUUUCUUCUCCAGUCUCCAAGCUUUGUCUACUAUCCUCCAGGGUUUCGUCAGAUUCUAAAUCAUAUCAAAGACAACUACCAAAACCCACUUACCUACAUCACCGAAAACGGUAUCUACAUACAUACCAAUAUAAACAUGCUUAACCAUGAGAAUCCUACGUACGUGUUCUUAUUAUAUAAUCUUUGUGUUAAAAUUUCAGGAGUUGCUGAUUAUGGAAACUUAACGGUAUCAAAUGCUCUUGCCGAUAACGGACGAAUUCAAAAUCAUUGCAGCCAUCUUUCAUGUCUCAAAUGCUCCAUCGAGUGAGUUACAAUUAUUCCUACUUUAUCAUAUAUAUACAUACUACAUAUAUCUUGAUACGUUAACAUUAUUUAAAUAUAUUACAGGGAUGGUUGCAACGUAGCAGGUUAUUUUGCUUGGUCAUUGAUGGACAAUUAUGAAUUUGGAAAUGGUUACACUCUCCGGUUUGGUAUGAAUUGGGUCAAUUUCACUAAUCCUGCUGAUCGAAGAGAAAAAGAUUCUGGGAAAUGGUAUUCUAGGUUCGUCGCAAAAUAAGGGGAAUUGAUAGACAAAAAUCAACCCCAUAUGUAUCCAACCUUUAAUCCACUAAGUACUGGACAAUAUAAAUUAUGUUCUUCAACUUAUAAAAGCUUAUGUGCUGUGUGUUGUUAAUAAUGUUGUAAUAAUUGGACCUUAACUCUUGGCCAAAUCAUAAAUAUAUAAAAACAUUUAUAUGACGUGCGUUGUACUUAUAGCUUGUACUUUGUUUUAUUUACCUUUCCCAAGCAUAACAUCUCAUCAUCUAGGACAUGCAUGCUCUCUUUUUUUGUUUUGGUAAAAACUACGAGAUGCUCUUAUUUGAUCAUUACCACUUUUUUUUAACAAAAUAGCCAAACCAAGGAUAUGCUGUCUAAUUUAAGUGCCAAAUCAUAUCAUUUUGUGUUAUUUUACUCCUCUCGUUUAUUUUCAAUUUCUAGAAAAUGUUAUUUUACCCGACCACAGAAACGCCACACAUAGCUUCUCUAUUAUUUCCAGACAUGAAAUAUGGAGGUGAAACAGUGUACCAAAAUUUUGUCAUGCUAAUAAUAAUUGAUUGUAUAAGAUGCAUCCGUCCUGAAAUACUAGCGACUAGUAAGUUUCUUCAUGCUUCUUAUUGCAAUUGGGAGUCCUAAAUAUCUGAGCGGGAGUUAGUCAAUAAGAAUUUCAAGUGAGGUUGCUAUUUCUGGCAUGAAGAUCAUUAUGUGUCUUCCCAGCCAUGUGUAUAAAAUAUUUUAUUCAUGCUUAUGGCUAAAUUAACCCCAAACACUUGUGAAGAAACAUUUUCAAAGAGAAGACGGCAUCCUUCUAUGAGGCAGUCUAAUUGUUUAAAACUUUCAUUUAUAUAUAUAUGUGUAUAUAUAAAUGUUUUUUUAUAGAUUUCAGCCGACCAAAUUAAUGAACUUUCAUUUCACCUAUUCAAACUAAUACAUAUAUAUUAUAUGUGGUAUAUCAUAUGAGAAUUUAUUAUAACAUAUAUUGUGCAAAUUAUUCUUAUAGCACAUUAGUUUAAAUAAUAAGUAAAAUUAUCUAAAAUUUAUUCAACCUAUUUAUACGUGAUAUUAAGUUUUAAAGCUAUUUUGAAUACACUAUUGAUUUUAGCUUAUAUCAAAUCAAUAAUUUACUCAAUUAUUUAUCAUUCGACUGCUAUGUAUAUGCAAAAACAAUAGUUAUUAAAUAUUGUGUUCCAAAAAAAAAGACGAUUAAAUAUAAACCUGAACAAUUUUUUUCCUAAUGUAAUUGUAUACCUUGAUCGAUGAUUAAAAUAGAUGGUGCAAAAUUUUGAAAUUUACUUUCAAAAUAAUCAAAAUUAAGUUUACAUUUGAAUUAACUUAUUCCUAUUGAAACUUACUUUAAAACAAAACUAACUUACGAGCAAUAAACUUGAUUUAGGUAUUUAUUUACAAUAAAACCAGAAUAUUAUGUUCGUAGAUGUUAUAAUAAUAGUUAAACGUUAAUUAUACUAAUACAGUCCCUUAGAAUAGGGUUUGAAGUUUUGUAUUCGACAAAUCAUAUUUUGCUUAGGAAACAAAGAUUGGGGCAUUAAUUAUGAGUAGUAUACAUUACACUAACGUAACCUGAAUCAGAACUUCGUUAAGAAAUCUUGUAAAUCGAAUUGCACAAUAGAUGAUACGUAGUCUUAGAUCCGAUUAAAAAAUUACAAUAUUAACUAUAGCUAAGAAACAUAUAUUCUGAAGCAUAUAUCUACAGGUACGUAUCUUGUGGAGCUCUGUAUGCGUAUUAUACACAUAAGGGAAAUAUGAUGAGCAUGCCGUAGAACUCCAUUAGUUAUCUAUUUGUUUAUUAGGGAUAUGUUAUUAUUUUUAUUAGAAAACAAGACAGCGUGAGGUGGAGACAUGCAUGCAAGAUCAAAUUGAAGUCAUAUAUAUUUACGUAACAAGUUUACUUGAACCCCAUGCAAGUCCCAUGCACUCAAACCCUUCUAUAUAAACCCCUCCAAGUUCAUCAUCCAGUCAUAAUCAAAUUAGCCAUUACACAAACUACAAAGUCUCUCAACCAUGGCAGUUCCAAAAGCUCACUACUCUCUAGCCAUCCUUGUCAUUCUCUUUGUCGUUUCAAAUUGCCAAAAUGCCUGCAAUCCAGAAUGCAAGGCUAAAGAACCCUUCAACUGCGAUAAUUCUCUUACCUUCAACCGAACUGGAUUUCCAAAGAACUUUACUUUCGGUGCAGCUACUUCCGCGUACCAGGUAUAAAUUUAUAUAUCUUCCUCAUGACCGUUCUUGGGCAUACUGUUUUCUUAUUUUUGUAGAUAAAAGAAUAUUUUCAAAAAGAAAAAAAAUUUCCAAUACAAUCGCUUUUUAUUUGUUCAACCAGAUUGAGGGUGCUGCACAUAGAGCCCUUAAUGGAUGGGACUACUACACUCAUAGAUAUCCAGGUUAUAAACCAAUUAAUUACCCUAUUGAUCAACAUUCAUUUGGACAUAUGGGAGAGUGUAUAUAUAAAUAUUAGAAAGACUGGACAUGCUCACAUUUUUCUGUUUGUUAUGGUACAGAAAGGGUUCCAGAUCGCAGCUCCGGAGACGUUGCUUGUGAUUCGUAUGAUCUUUACAAGGUGAGAGGCUAUAUAUCUGUGUAUACAUAUAGGAGACAGUUGUUCCAAUUUGGAAAUAUUAUUUAACUCUGGAAAAAUCAUAUAUAAUUUGAACAGGAGGAUGUCAAAUUACUGAAAAGAUUGAAAGUUCAAGCAUACCGACUCUCCAUAGCCUGGUCAAGGGUCUUACCAAGUAAAUACAGAAACACAAACAUACGUCGCUUUUUCAGUCAUGAAUUUAUAUAAUUGGCAAAAUUAAGAGUUUUACGUUCUAUAUAUAUUUGACUCGUGAAAUUUGUGAUUAUAAAUUUUAGAGGGAAGACUGACUGGAGGAGUGGACGAGAACGGGAUAGCAUACUACAACAAUCUCAUUAACGAGUUAAAAGCUAAUGGUAAAUUGAAAAUAUAAAUACUACUCAAUCAUUUGAUUAUAUCUGUGGUAUAUAUGGACGUUUAACUAACUUUCGUACGUGAUUACAGGCAUAGAGCCAUUUGUGACUAUAUUUCAUUGGGAUGUUCCCCAAACUCUAGAAGACGAGUACGGAGGCUUCUUAAGCCCGCGUAUAGUGUAAGUGCAAUAACUAGUUUUUCUUCUUCCAAACUUGUCUUUCUUUCACUUAAUUAGGUUCUAUAUAUAUGUACAUUGCAUGAUCAGAUCUAUCUAUAAUUUAAUAUGUAUGAUACAUGGACAGAGAGGACUUCAAGAACUAUGCGGAGCUUCUAUUCCAAAGAUUCGGAGACAGAGUCAAGUUUUGGAUCACUCUAAACCAGCCUUACUCUCUCUCAUCCAAAGGUUAUGGAGAUGGAUCAUAUCCACCGGGAAGGUGCACUGGCUGUGAAUUUGGAGGUGAUUCUGGAACCGAACCUUAUAUAGUCACGCAUCACCAACUUCUAGCCCAUGCAGAAGCUGUAUCUUUAUACCGAAAAAGAUAUCAGGUUCAUCUAAAAUAAAUCUAUUAUGAAUCUCUUUUUAUUUUCCUUGAUUAGUUCAAUUUUUUUUGUGUGGUAUAUUCUUAUUCUAUAAUCUUAAAAAUAUUAUGCAGAAAUUUCAAGGUGGUAAGAUAGGAACGACCUUGAUCGGGAGAUGGUUUGCCCCGCUAAACGAAACUAGCGAUCUCGACCAGGCUGCUGCAAGACGAGCAUUCCAAUUCUUCGUUGGAUGGUACGUAUAUAUAUUCUCAAUGAAUUGACUCUCAAGACGCACACAUAUGUAGCAACUUAAAGCCUCUGUCACGAUCAUAUAGACUUUUAAAAAUAUUGCAUCACUAAGUUACAAAAUUUCUUCUUGCAUAUAUGAAGGUUCUUGGAUCCAUUGGUGUACGGAGAAUAUCCAACGAUAAUGAGAGAACUCGUUGGAGACAGAUUGCCAAAAUUCACACCGCAAGAAUCAGAUUUAGUUAAGGGAUCACUUGAUUUUCUAGGGCUGAACUAUUAUGUUACACAAUAUGCAAGCGACGCAUCUCCUCCUCCUCAGACACACCCUAGCGUCUUAACCGAUCCACGAGUUACUCUUGGAUGUAUGUGAAACCUUUUUCGUAUUUAGUUUUAUACAUAUGUUUCGGUUCAUAGAUCAAUCAUUAUUCUCUUAUUGUGUUUCAGAUUAUCGCAAUGGAGUACCUAUCGGUGUUGAGGCUAGUAUCGUUUUUAAUUCGGAAUAACAUGUUUAUAUAUAUAUGUAUCUACUUUAAGAGAUUACCACAUUUAUAUAGUAACUAAUGAGUCUCUCCUUUUUUGCUUUUUUCUUCUCCAGUCUCCAAGCUUUGUCUACUAUCCUCCAGGGUUCCGUCAGAUUCUAAAUCAUAUCAAAGACAACUACCAAAACCCACUUACCUACAUCACCGAAAACGGUAUCUACAUACAUACCAAUAUAAACAUGCUUAACCAUGAGAAUCCUACGUACGUGUUCUUAUUAUAUAAUCUUUGUGUUAAAAUUUCAGGAGUUGCUGAUUAUGGAAACUUAACGGUAGCAAAUGCUCUUGCCGAUAACGGAAGAAUUCAAAAUCAUUGCAGCCAUCUUUCAUGUCUCAAAUGCUCCAUCGAGUGAGUUACAAUUAUUCCUUCUUUAUCAUAUAUAUACAUACUAUAUAUAUCUUGAUACGCUAAAAUUAUUUAAACAUAUUACAGGGAUGGUUGCAAUGUAGCAGGUUAUUUUGCUUGGUCAUUGAUGGACAAUUAUGAAUUUGGAAAUGGUUACACUCUCCGGUUUGGUAUGAAUUGGGUCAAUUUCACUAAUCCUGCUGAUCGAAGAGAAAAAGAUUCUGGGAAAUGGUAUUCUAGGUUCGUCGCAAAAUAAGGGGAAUUGAUAGACAAAUAUCAACCCCAUAUGUAUCCAACCUUUAAUCCAUUAAGUACUGGACAAUAUAAAUUAUUUUCUUCAACUUAUAAAAGCUUAUGUGCUGUGUAUUGUUAAUAAUGUUGUAAUAAUUGGACCUUAACUCUUGGCCAAAUCAUAAAUAAAUAAAAACAUUUAUAUGACGUGCUUUGUACUUAUAGCUUGUACUUUGUUUUAUUUACCUUUCCCAAGCAUAACAUCUCAUCAUCUACGACAUGCUCUCUUUUUGUUUUGGUAAAAAUUACGACACGUUCUUAUUUAAUCAUUACCACAUUUUUUAAUAAAAUAUCCAAACCAAGGAUAUAAUGUCUAAUUUAAGUGCCAAAUCAUAUUAUUUUGUGUUAUUUUACUCCUCUCGUUUAUUUUCAAUUUUUAGAAAAUAUUAUUUUACCCGACCACAGAAACGACGUCACGCAUAGCUUCUCCAUUAUUUCCAGACAUGAAAUAUGGAGGUUAAAACAGUGUGCCAAAAGUUUGUCAUGCUAGUAAAAUUAAUUGAUUGUAUAAGUUGCAUCCGUCCCGAAAUACUAACGGCUUGUAAUUUUAUUCAUGCUUCUUAUUGUAAUUGGGAGUCCUAAAUAUCGCGGGAGUUAGUCAAUAAGAAUUUCAAAUGAGGUUGAUAUUUCUGGCAUGAAGAUCAUUAUGUGUCUAAGUUCAAAAAAAAUGAUCAUUAUGUGUCUUCCCAGCCAUGUGUAUACAAAAAUUGUUCAUGCUUAUGGCUAAAAACCUCAAGCAUUUGUGAAGAAACAUUUUCAAAGAGAAGACGACAUCCUUCUAUGAAACAGUCUAAUUGAUUAAAACUUUCAUUUAUAUAUAUGUGUAUAUAUAAAUGUUUUUAUAGAUUUCAGCCUACCAAAUUAAUGAACUUUCAUUUCACCUAUUCAAACUAAUACAUAUAUAUUAUAUGUGGUAUAUCAUAUGAGAAUUUAUUAUAACAUAUAUUGUGCAAAUUAUUCUUAUAGCACAUAAGUA
Molecule: messenger RNA, 12202 nt
Organism: Brassica rapa (field mustard)
Lineage: Eukaryota; Viridiplantae; Streptophyta; Magnoliopsida; Brassicales; Brassicaceae
Product: myrosinase 4
Biological process (GO): carbohydrate metabolic process
Molecular function (GO): beta-glucosidase activity
Source: RefSeq, a predicted model, not a curated record